This is a messenger RNA of Meloidogyne enterolobii, 358 nucleotides long. NCBI's taxonomy places the organism in Eukaryota, Metazoa, Nematoda, Chromadorea, Rhabditida, Meloidogynidae. The record is from the annotation of a GenBank genome assembly.
UUUAGAAAAACAAAAAAUGCCUCAACGUUUAACGUAUCGUCGAAGAUUAUGUUACAAUACAAAAUCUAACAAAACAAAAGUUGUCAAAACUCCUGGUGGCCGCAAUGUUCUUCAUUAUCGCAAAAAGAAAGGAUCAAUUCCCAAAUGUGGUGAUACUGGCGUUCCACUUAAAGGAAUUAAAGCUGCUCGUCCUCGUCAACUUUCUAAGAUGACUAAACGACUUAAAACUGUGACCCGUGCAUACGGAGGUUGUUUGAGCGCUGCUGCCGUUCGCCAGCGAAUUAUCCGGGCAUUUUUGGUUGAGGAACAACAAAUUGCUAGCAAAUUGUUGAAGACUAAAGGAGUUGUUAAGAAGUGA